Molecule: messenger RNA, 5168 nt
Organism: Epinephelus lanceolatus (giant grouper)
Lineage: Eukaryota; Metazoa; Chordata; Actinopteri; Perciformes; Serranidae
Gene: cracd
Product: capping protein inhibiting regulator of actin dynamics
Biological process (GO): negative regulation of barbed-end actin filament capping; maintenance of gastrointestinal epithelium
Source: RefSeq, a predicted model, not a curated record
UUAACACCUUCGGGGAAUACACUGUGUUUUGUUCCUCGGGGCGGUUACGGCGUUUCCAUUCAUCUUCUCGUUUCUGUAAUUACUUCCGAAAUGCACGAGCUUACGUUACAGUAACGUGCCCGCAUCGUGACGGGAGCUCAUGUGUUGGCGCUGCACCGUACACCAUGCACCGCCACCGCCGCCGCUCGCCUUUCUCUCGCAGCCACACCCUCCCAUCUCCAUCUCGCACGCGUGCAGCUGUGCGGGACUGACUGUGCGUGCGUCUCCCUGUCGGGCACCCGCAGCAUCAGCAACACAAAAGGGUCGGAGCUGCCGGAGCGGGGCUUUACCUCAGCGCCGAUCACGAGGAGGAAUCGCGCUCAAAAAAAAAGAGAGAAAGCGACAGGGCAAAUUCCAGCCCUUCAGACGACUCUUUGGGAAGAAGAAGAAGAGGGAGGCGAAGGGGGGCUUUGAUGGAGCAGAGCUAAAGGCGAGUUUCUCGACUGGGGAAGUGUGCAACGGAGUUGUGUCUGAGGAUGAGGAGUCCAAUCAAAAUCUGAGGGAGCUGAAUCCCAUCGGAUCUCGAGCCCUCUCACACGACAGCAUCUUCAUCCCAGAGGAGCCGGCGGCAGAGCCCGGCCUAGAUCACAGCAUGUCCCAGGAAAACGUCUCGGAUAAAGUCAGGAAUCUGCAGAGGCAGAUAGCACAAGGUAUCAAAUUUGGCCAGAGGCCUCCCUCUCUGAGGAAAAGUGAAGGAGAUGAGGGGAGUUCAGAUGAGGAAGAGGUUCCCCGGAGUCCUCUGAAGGUUUUGGCCCAGGUAGAAGCUGAGCCAGCAAACACAGAGCCAAAGCAGGUCCAGGGGGCUCAACAAGCCGGACCACACACCACCCCAGUGAAGUCACCGAGGUCCAAACGAGUUCUUCCGCCCACUGGUACGAUCGAGUCCAUCAAUCUGGACGCUGUUCCACAGUCUGUUCCUCGUUUGGACAACACCGCUGCCAAACAUAAACUGUCCGUCAAACCCAAAAACCAGAGGGUUUCACGCAAACACCGGCGAUUUACACAGGACCUCCGAGAGGUUUCUAUUCCUGGUGUGGUGCGAGAGGACAUCGAGGCAGCAGGCGUCUCCACAGACGAGCAGCGCAGAGCAUCUGUUGAGUCCCUAGAAAGCUUCAAGAAGCAGAGACUCCAUGAGGAGGAGAGACAGGAGACGAGGAGGAGGAGGGAGCUGGAGGAGCAGAGGCUCAAACAGGAGGAAGAGGAAAGGAGGAAGAGAGCAGCAGAGGAACUGAGGCUGCGUGAACUGGAGGAGGAGAGGUGUCGUAAACGGCAGGAGGAGGAGGAACGAAGGCUUAGAGAGGAGGCAGAAAGAAGGAGGAGGGAGGAAGAAGAAAGGAUGUGGCGGGAGGAGGAAGAGCGCAUCCGAAGGGAGGAGGAAGAAAGGAGGAUGCGAGAGGAGCAGGAGCGCCGACAGCGUGAGGAGGAGGAGAGGAGACGACUGGAAGAGCAGAGAAGGAAAAAGGAGGAGGAGGAAGAAGCGAGGAGGCAGCAGGAGCUUGAGGCCGAAAGGAAGAGGAAGCAGAGAGAGGAAGAAGAGGAAAGGAAGAAGAGGGAGGAAGCAGACAGGCUGAGGUUGCAGGAGAUUGAAGAAAAGAAAAAAGCAGAAGCAGAGGAGCAGAGGAGGGCUGAGGAGCUGCGCUGGAGGGAGAUGGAGGAGAGACAGAAGCCUUUCUCUUUCAAAGUUUCAUCUGGGGAAAAACAGAUUUUGUUCCAGAAGGUCAACCUGACGCCUGUUACGCCGGCCUCCAGCCACCAGAGCGGUGCUGUGGCUGAACAAAGAGAGAGCACUAAGGCUUCCUCCUCUGAAGUACCAGACUCCCCCAACCUGCCAACAUCUCCAUAUGUCCCCCACACAGCCAUCCUAGUGACAGGCGCCCAGCUCUGUGGGACAGCUGUCAAUUUAGACCAGAUCAAGGACACCGCCUGCAAGUCUCUGCUGGGUUUGGGAGAGGACAGAAAGGCACAGGGAACACCGCCGACCAAGAGCAAGACUUCCCCGGACCGCAAGUCUGGCAAAACCAAAUCACUCAACGAGUCCGCGCUUUCUACAGACCAAUCCGUCCUGGCAGAAUGGGCGAGCAUCAGAUCGAAGAUAUUCAAGGGGGUAGAAGAGGGGAAAUACGACGAGUACCCUGACCCGAGUAAGACCCACCCUCAGCCCAGCAGCGAGGAGCCGCCUGCGUUCUCCCACACCAACCUCAGGAAGACCAUGUCUGCCAGCGCCAAGUUCUCCAUCACUCCUGCGAAGAAGAAGUUUGGAGAUUCAAACAGGAACUCUGAGGUGUUUGUCACAGAUGAUAAGGACGCAGGAGAGGAAGUUACUCCGUCCGAUAGCCCCACCGCCGCCUCCCCAGCUCCAACCAGUAAACCUCAGAACAGGACGAGUAAAUCCGUCCGCAUCGUAGAAAGAGGGUCAGAGGAGUGUAUGUUUGCCAAAGACCUCCCCUCUUUCCUGGUUCCCAGCCCUGGAGCCAAACCUGAAGGGCUAGAGGUGAAGAGCAGGGCUCAGAGUGAGACGGCGGUGUCUGACAGUAGAGAGGAGGGAGAGGAUCGAGGCCAGGACGGUGAGGACAAGCCCUCGCCUUUUGGCAUAAAGCUGAGGAGGACCAACUACUCCCUCCGCUUUCACGGCGAACAGUCCACUGAGAAACGGAAGAAACGAUACAGUGCCGGGGACAGCUUUGACGGCGUUCCUUCACCUCUCACCCCCAUUGAGCCAGACUCUGACACUUCCUCUGUCUUUUCUGACAAAUCUGCAAGUCCCACAUCGCCUCAGAGAGAAGGCGCGGUGGGCAAGUACCUGCAUGCAGCCGCCUCCCCCGCCAUCCCUCGGGCUAAACCUGCUAAGUCUGCCAGCCCGACUGCACACAGUGAGGCUGACAAAGUGCUCUCCAAGCCUCCGCUCUACCGAAGACCAACCACGUCACCCAAACCCAGUGGAGCAGUGUCCACACCUCCCCCAUCGCCGCUACCUAAAGUGGUCCACGGGCCUCCCAGUGAUGCUGGGAUCCAGAGGACAGGCGCAGCAGAGUCAUCCAGCCAGGAGCCAACAAGCAGGUGCGAGGAACCUUCAGCUGUGGCCCAGUUACACCGGAGCAGCCAGGGUCAGGUCCAAGGGGACGAGGAGCCGAAGGAGAAGAGAUCCUUCUUCCCCUCCAUCAACAUCCCCUGGAGAGAGAAGGCGGACAGAAAGACGGAGCUCAUCAAGAGAGAAAAACCCUCACUACAGAGCAGGCACUCCCUGGACAGUGCAAGGGUCCAGGAGAAGGAGGCUGGGCCCUUAUGGAUCACACUGGCUCUGCAGAAGCAGAAGGGCUUCAGGGAGCAGCAGCAGAACCGAGAGGACCGUCGCAGCCAAAGAGAGGCCAAACUAGCUGAAAAGCAAGCUCGAGACAGAGACAGUGUUACGCUGGUAAGCCCCACAGAGAGCAAAGGAAGCGGGAGCACCAGUCCUUCUUCUAAACCUCAGACUCCAGAGGAGCCCAAGAGACCUGACAGCCUCCUGGGACGAUUUGAGCGCCGAGAGCACCUGAAAAAAUCCAACACUUUACCCAGCUCGGUCACUGUUGAGAUCGCAGACUCGACACCGUCGCCACCUGCUGUCAAGGAGGUGUCAAAGCGCUUCCCCUCCAGUGACUCUCCGCAGGUGUCCACAGAGCCGGCAUGGCUGGCUCUGGCCAAGCGAAAGGCCAAAGCCUGGAGCGACUGUCCUCAGAUCAUCAAAUAACCCCUCCCCCACCCACCCCAGCUUCACUCUGGGCUCAGACCUGCAUCGAGACUGCACACUGCCCACAGACUCUGAAGCACCUGGAGAGUCACCAUCACCCCGUCCCCCCUCUGCCCUCCAUGAAAACCCUCCUGACUGUGAAACAAGUAAAGCCCUCCAUCACCUCGCAACCCCACACACACACUGGCUGGUACUAUUAUCAUGUUAAAGUGCGCUUCACAUCCAAAUAUUCCAAUACGAUCGCACAGAUAUAUGUAAACAAUUGUUGCGCGCAUGCACAUACUGUAUACAAACACACAAAGUAUAAUGUCCCACAGAUAGAAUGAACAUGUCGCAGUCUGGGGGGGCAGCAGCCAAUCACAACCACGGCUGGCCAUCGCAAUAGCCAACCCCGAUUUUGUUUUUUUUAUUUUAUUUUGUAGCCAACUGUGUCACCAUGGUUGUAAAUAAAUCAUUCGCUCAACACAAUAAAAGGUGUCUUUAGUAGAGAGGUGAAGCUCUGACAUGUGACAGUGUUUAAUCAACAGAGGGUAACUGUCUGAAUCGUGUUUUAAGGGCUACCAGUAACAAUAACUCGACAUGACCCUGUUGAAUCUGCAUCUGAUGGAAGUGUUACAUGCGUUGGUAUUAUUUAUGUGAAGAAUACUGUAUCUCCUCUGAGCCUUGUUUGUCAUGUACAAAAGAAGCCUUUUUUUUUUUUUUACUCAUACUCACAACCUUAGCAUAACACUUCUCACUGUGUCCGUGAUGACUGUGAUAGCUGUCAAACAGGCUAUUGUACAAUUUUUGCCAUUUUAAAGUAACCUAGAAUCUGUCAUGAUCACACGGUGGGUGCACCUAAACACAGCACUGAAGACCACAAGUGUUACUGGGCAUUUACAGUGAGCCACACAUUACCCUCACAGCUGUGUGACGACGUGACUUGGAUUUUUUCUUCUUGCUUAUGGAGACAGACACAACACCUGCUUGCUGUAACAUACAAUUCUCGUAGCCGUCCUCCCGUAACACACUUGUGUUUGUAGGCUUACGCCAUCACUUCCUCGUAAAUGUGAUAUGAUCUUACAUAAUGAUGUAAGCAUUUCCUCUGUGAAUGGAGGAAAAAAGAAGCCCUCAAGCAUUCUCAUUUCCUGCCACUCAACUUAACGAUCUGUAUGUAUGUAAGUAUGUACUGUAUGGAAGUGGAAGGUGUCACCGGAGCUUCGUUCAGAAGGAGUCACUUUGUCAUUUUGUUUCUAACGUUGGUCGUGCACAAUAGUGUAGUGUACGCAGUGUUAUAUGUAACAAGAAAAAAAUGUUUGGUAUUAUUUGCACUUUUUUUGUCCCACUUAGAGAUAUUCAUGAGAAAAUUCUUAAAGAGACACAAAAUGUUAUGAAUAAUGUAAAUUAAAUACUGAUGUCUGAA